Messenger RNA from Beta vulgaris subsp. vulgaris (sugar beet), 1293 nucleotides. RefSeq names its product isopentenyl-diphosphate Delta-isomerase I. Gene Ontology annotation, molecular function: isopentenyl-diphosphate delta-isomerase activity. Gene Ontology annotation, cellular component: cytoplasm. Lineage: Eukaryota; Viridiplantae; Streptophyta; Magnoliopsida; Caryophyllales; Amaranthaceae. Gene Ontology annotation, biological process: isopentenyl diphosphate biosynthetic process; isoprenoid biosynthetic process. The record is from RefSeq and is a predicted model, not a curated record. The transcript is spliced from 6 exons. The coding region runs from base 114 to 1010 and encodes 298 amino acids.
CAAAUAUAAAAUAUUGGCAAUUACAAAACCUCCCAAAAAAUAAAAAUGUUCAUUACAAUUUUCAAUUAUCAAUUUAUCAUCAUCGUCCCAAGUAUAGUAUAGACUUUAUAGUAAUGGCAUCUCAUCUCAAAAUUUUCGCCACCACUGUCUAUAAAUUUAAUCCUCCCAAUUUCUCUCUCCUCAGCAAAACUUCCCAGAUUCUCUCUCUUAACAAACCCAAAUCUCUGUCUUCUUCUUCUUUCUCUCUCCUCUCUUCUUCUUCUCCUUCUUUCUUCGCUCGAUCUUUGGUCACCUCUACCAUGGAUGACAUUCUUGCUGAUUCUACCAUGGAUGCUGUUCAAAGACGACUUAUGUUUGAAGAUGAAUGUAUCUUGGUGGAUGAGACUGAUAAUGUAAUCGGCCACGAUACCAAGUACAACUGUCACUUGAUGGAGAACAUCAAUGCAGGGAAGGCACUUCACCGGGCUUUCAGCGUAUUCUUGUUCAAUUCAAAAUAUGAAUUACUUCUUCAGCAACGUUCUUCCACAAAGGUGACUUUUCCGCUUGUGUGGACCAAUACGUGUUGUAGUCAUCCUUUGUAUCGUGAAUCAGAGCUGAUUCCGGAGGAUGUUCUUGGUGUGAGGAAUGCUGCACAGAGGAAGCUUCUAGAUGAGCUGGGCAUUCCAGCUGAAGAUGUGCCAGUUGAUCAAUUUACUCCUCUUGGACGCAUGUUGUACAAGGCUCCAUCGGAUGGAAAAUGGGGAGAGCAUGAGCUUGAUUACCUGCUGUUCAUUGUAAAAGAUGUCUCAAUGACACCAAACCCUGAUGAAGUGGCUGAUGCCAAGUACGUCAGCCGAGAAGAUCUCAAGGAGAUUUGCCGGAAAGCUGAUGCGGGUGAGGAGGGUGUGAAGCUCUCUCCUUGGUUCAGGCUUGUCGUCGAUAACUUCUUGUACAAUUGGUGGGAUCAUGUUGAAAAGGGCACCAUUAAGGAAGCUGCUGAUAUGCUUACUAUUCACAGGCUCUUAGAUUAAUCUCUGGCUCCUCAAGAUUACUAUUUCUGUUAGUCUCCUAUAAAAAAGUUGUGUUUGUUGUCUUUUAGCAAUGUCAAAAAGAAAGGGAAAAAAGAUCUGUUGUUGCCUUGGCCUGUUUGCCCCCACACUUGUCCUGUCUAGUAGCAGGAAAAGCUUGUUUAUGCUUUUGUAAUUUUCUUAAAUUUUACCUGAAUUUUCUGGAAUUGUAAUUUGAGAGUGGACUUAUUCUUGGUUGAGAUAUAACAGAUUUAUAAUGCUCUUUAAUAAGACAGUGAUUAUGAUA